AUGUACCAAAUAAAUAUUUCAAUUUCUAUUCCUUCAUUUGCUGAAUUUUUGGAAACUAUUGAUGUUUUGGAUAUAUUGGAUCUUAAAAAGACUGAUUGGCAGGAUUUGGAAAUAAAGAUUGGUUUAAAACUAAAAUUGUUAGAGAAGCUGAAAAAUAUAGGAAAUAGUAAUCAGUAA
This is a messenger RNA of Funneliformis geosporum, 177 nucleotides long. Lineage: Eukaryota; Fungi; Glomeromycota; Glomeromycetes; Glomerales; Glomeraceae. The record is from the annotation of a GenBank genome assembly.